This is a messenger RNA of Trichoderma asperellum CBS 433.97, 309 nucleotides long. The record is from RefSeq and is a predicted model, not a curated record. Lineage: Eukaryota; Fungi; Ascomycota; Sordariomycetes; Hypocreales; Hypocreaceae.
AUGCUAGAAGCAGCCCCGAAGUGGCUCCAGCUUGCCCUGUGCCUGCCCUUUCCCCCAAAGCCGCCACUGAGACGCUGGCCCCCAUUGGCUCUGCAGGGAGCAUUAGUGCCAUUAGCCCCCGUAAUAAGCCCCGUCAUGCCCACACCACGCUGCACUACAGGCACUACAGGCACUACACGCGCUACAGGCACCUUGCUGCAAAGUACCUCCGCCUGCGUGUACGAGUACGAUUUAGCACAAGGGACCAUUGUUGCAGAGGAAGCAAGGAAGGAACUUGCCAGGCCAUGCAUGGCCGGGAUCAAAGGAUGA